AUCAUCAGAAAUCAAUGGAUUUGUCUGAGGAUCAAAUUCGCGGACUACCGCACCAUGAGCUUCUUGGUCAUUUCUUGCAAAUGCGCGAAGAGUUUAACGAGUUCCAGACAAGUUCCGCGGAAAUUGAGAAAAUGAUGGAUUCAGAAUUGGAUGAUUUGAAAACACAACUGAAAAAAGCAGAAACCAGAGUACAGCAGAUGACCACAGAGCAAAUUAGGAACAAGGAUCGACAGGACGAUUCCCGUGUACAAUUUGCACAAGUCGAAGAGCAAUUAAGACGAGAAAACUCACAUCUUCAUGAACAAUGUGAAAGUCAGAGAGAAAGAAUUCGAAAACUGGAACAGAGAAACGAUGUGCUCGAAACAUCAGAAAGAAAUAAGGAAUAUCUAGCAUCUGAUCUCGGAUCGAAACUGGAUCAUGCUAUUGAAAAGAUAGCAAUGUUGGAAAGUGAGCUUUAUGAACGGCAAGUUGCUGCUGAAGAAAUGCAUAGAUUACGAGAAGAACAACUUCGAACAACAGAACGGCCACGUUUGAUUGUAGAACCAUUGAGGAAUGAUCCAGAAAUUCUGCCGGACGAGCCAUCCCCAGGUCCAAGUAAAGAAGAGUUUAAAAUGAGCUCGGAAGAUGUUUUCAUGGAAGACGUGCAGCACCACGAAGAUGUUCGAAUGGAGGAAACUAUUGCAAAAAUUGACGAAGUGCGCAUCGAUGACAAUAAAAAUAUUCAAGAAAAAAGCCAACGAGUAUCUACCGGUACGGGCGCCGGUGCUUGCAUCAAUCGAAUCGUCAAAGACCUGAUGACAAAAGUCGAGCGGCUCGAUUCAAUUUUAUCGACGAUUCGCGUGAGCAACAACUCGUCUAACAACAAUUCCAGUCAUCUUACAACGACACGGGCUUAACAUUUCAUUUUUUGGUUUUUCUCACCUUUCUCGCAUACUGUGACUUUUCAUUCACUCAGGGAUCCUCCAUUUCAUCAUUUCCUUCGUUUCUUUCCGUUAUUAUUCUUUUCCAUGACAUCCUGUAUCAUGCUUAUGUUUUAUUCCCACCCAAUUGGUAUUAGACCCCGAUUUUAUUUGCCCCGCCUUACUGUUGCUCAAUAUAAGUUCCACGUUCGCCAUUCACCCACAUUAUUUUCCAAAUUUCUAAAGUGCCUACAUAUUUCUAAUUUUUCUGUUAAAAAUUUAUAUAUCCGUCACCAUGAAUAGUUAGUAAAGGAAUGAUUUCAAGAAAAAGUGAGCAAAAUAAAUAAAUAAAUACAAUUUGAA
Messenger RNA from Caenorhabditis elegans, 1262 nucleotides. It is a transcript of the gene nud-2, whose product is annotated as Protein nud-2. The record is from RefSeq and is marked reviewed. Gene Ontology annotation, cellular component: synapse; nuclear envelope. Lineage: Eukaryota; Metazoa; Nematoda; Chromadorea; Rhabditida; Rhabditidae. The transcript is spliced from 4 exons. Gene Ontology annotation, molecular function: microtubule binding. Bases 15 to 896 code for a protein of 293 amino acids.